AUGUUUAGACAAUUACAAUCAAGUGUUUUAAGAACUACAUUCAGACCAAUCGUCAAUCAAACAAGAGCUUAUCAUCCAAAAGUUAUUGAUCAUUAUCAAAAUCCACGUAAUGUUGGAUCAUUAGAUAAAAAAUCUAUAAAUGUUGGUACAGGUUUAGUUGGUGCACCAGCAUGUGGUGAUGUUAUGAGAUUACAAAUUGAAGUUGAUGAUGCUACUGGUGUCAUUAAUGAUGUUAAAUUUAAAACUUUUGGUUGUGGUUCAGCAAUUGCAAGUUCAUCAUUUGUUACUGAAUUAUUAAGAGGUAAAACUUUAGAAGAAGCUGCUGCUAUUAAAAAUAAAGAAAUUGCUCAAGAAUUAAGUUUACCACCUGUUAAAUUACAUUGUUCUAUGUUGGCUGAAGAUGCUGUUAAAGCUGCUAUUAAAGAUUAUAAAACUAAACAAUUCCGUCCAUCCACUUAA
Messenger RNA from Hansenula ciferrii, 459 nucleotides. RefSeq names its product iron-sulfur cluster assembly scaffold protein. Gene Ontology annotation, cellular component: cytoplasm; mitochondrial matrix. Gene Ontology annotation, biological process: intracellular iron ion homeostasis; iron-sulfur cluster assembly. Gene Ontology annotation, molecular function: 2 iron, 2 sulfur cluster binding; ferrous iron binding. Bases 1 to 459 code for a protein of 152 amino acids. NCBI's taxonomy places the organism in Eukaryota, Fungi, Ascomycota, Saccharomycetes, Phaffomycetales, Wickerhamomycetaceae. The transcript has a single exon. The record is from RefSeq and is a predicted model, not a curated record.